Staurois parvus is the source of this 510-nucleotide messenger RNA. Lineage: Eukaryota; Metazoa; Chordata; Amphibia; Anura; Ranidae. The record is from the annotation of a GenBank genome assembly.
UACUCCUGAGCAUACACUGUAUAUGCUGUGCUUAUAUGCUGUGCAAAACUGAAGGGGAGGAGCCGCUACACCUAUGCAAGACUGAAGGGGAGGAACCGGUACACCUGUGCAAGACUGAAGGGGAGGGCCGGUACACCUGUGCAAGACUGAAGGGGAGGGCCGGUACACCUGUGCAAGACUAAAGGGGAGGAGCCGCUACACCUGUGCAAGACUGAAGGGGAGGAUCUGGUACACCUGUGCAAGACUGAAGGGGAGGAGCCGGUACACCUGUGCAAGACUGAAGGGGAGGAGCCUGUACACAUGUGCAAGACUGAAGGGGAGGAGCCGGUACACCUGUGCAAGACUGAAGGGGAGGAGCCGGUACACCUGUUCAAGACUGAAGGGGAGGAGCCAGUACACCUGUGCAAGACUGAAGGAGAGGAGUCGGUACACCUGUGCAAGACAGAAGGGGAGGAGCUGGUACACCUGUGCAAGACUGAAGGGGAGGAGCCGGUACACAUGUGCAAGACU